Orbicella faveolata is the source of this 1572-nucleotide messenger RNA. Its product is annotated as ankyrin and armadillo repeat-containing protein-like. NCBI's taxonomy places the organism in Eukaryota, Metazoa, Cnidaria, Anthozoa, Scleractinia, Merulinidae. The record is from RefSeq and is a predicted model, not a curated record.
GUACGUGUCAGUUGACUCAAGGAAGUUACACCGUGAGUGAAGAGCCGUCAAAAUUGAUGUACAUAUUGUCCUAGUAUAUUCCCAAGGAUAUGUAUUCCUGAAGGAAAUGAUAAGUACAAAAAAAAAGACCCUAAGUUGUUGACGACCAGUUGGGCAAUAUGACACAAAAAGAAGUGGGGAAAUACGAAAAAUGUAGAUAAAGGCGUCUGCCGAUUUUUGACUGAAUUUCAUAACAGUCCUGUAUCUAGGAUGAGUUUUAUUUUAAAAUCGUUUGUUUCCAAAAUAUUUCGCUUUCCCCAAAAGAGAUGUUUUGGAUAUCAGUCGAGUAAUUUAACCCUGAGGCAUAGAAAGAGAUUGAUGCAGCUGAUGCACAAAAGCCUCUUAUAAGGCUUUUGAAAAUGUGGGCCAUUGAAGUCAAAGAACAAGGUGCCAGUGCUCUGUGGGCGUUGGCAGGUGUCACGCGGCAUCAGCAGCAGCGUAUCGCCAGCAUGAUUGGAAUUAACAUCCUUGUCGACAUGUUGAUGCUCAAAUCAGAAACUAUACAGUUUAUUGCUGGCAUUGCCAUCAUUGCUUUAACUACAGAGAACAUUGAGAAUCAGAACAAGAUUGUGGCUGGAGGCGGAGUGCAGCCUCUAGUGAGGCUCUUGAGAUCAGCCAAGACCUCUGAAAAGGCCCUACAACUGUUGAGAAAAAUGUAAAAUAUGUCCUGACUGUAUGUGCAUUCUCCACAAUGCCCCUUUGGAGGGGCUUGAAGGGGGAGGGGGGAGGAACGGCAGUGCGGGACAGUCUUCAGUGGAGAUACCUUUCCAAGACAAUGGGAUCAUUUCAUUCCGCCCAGCUGCCUACUGUAUACAGUUUAUAUGGAACAUGUGGCUUUUGUCCAAUUUCUUUCCCUCACUUUUGUUACUAUGAAUAAUCGGUGAUAACCUGAUAAAAGUCAGUUGGGUUGUGGAACAGUGCUUGACAAAUAAGAGGAACCCUUUAAGAAGCAAAGAUGGCUAGUGAUGGCAAAACAGAAAAUGAAGUGCAAUAAUACAAUAUGGACAAACGCACAGACAUGAAGCUUAUGAAAACUUUGCAAAAUAUCUUGUAAUAGCGUAGGUUGAAGUUCUUUUGUUUACUUAUAGCUCGUAAAGUAAUUCAUUCCACCAACACUGUCGUGAGAUAGUGCCUAUUAACUUUGUAGUGAACGCAGGAAAAUAGUCCUCAAUUUGUGAAGAAGUGACUUGGUAGUAAAUGUUCCUUUUAACAUCUAUAUUUUCUUGGCUACAGGUCCUGUUAAUGGUGAUUCGUGUUCUCGGCAUCCUGUAUGUAGGCGUGGCCCAUCAGUCAAACAAAUCAACCCAGCUUGAGAUAACAAAUACUGAAGCGCUUGUUACGCUUAUUCGUCUCCUGCGCACGUCAAAAAAGGCGCUCAUUCAGGUUGGUUUUGCGGUUUGUUAAACAGGGCUUCUUUGUGGCCACCGCAUUUUAAGGAAGUUUUUUGUGAUUGGUUAAUUAACAGAGCCGCGGCGUUUAACAGACGCUGAAUUUCAAUGGUUACUGGUCAGUGGUCAUUGUGUGGUUUAAGAA